Aspergillus homomorphus CBS 101889 is the source of this 2424-nucleotide messenger RNA. RefSeq names its product long-chain fatty acid-CoA ligase FAA1 (gene faa4). Gene Ontology annotation, cellular component: plasma membrane; lipid droplet; endoplasmic reticulum. The coding region runs from base 247 to 2346 and encodes 699 amino acids. Lineage: Eukaryota; Fungi; Ascomycota; Eurotiomycetes; Eurotiales; Aspergillaceae. Gene Ontology annotation, biological process: long-chain fatty-acyl-CoA metabolic process; long-chain fatty acid metabolic process. The transcript has 6 exons. Gene Ontology annotation, molecular function: long-chain fatty acid-CoA ligase activity. The record is from RefSeq and is a predicted model, not a curated record.
CAAGUUCCCUUUUCCCCGUUCCAUCCCCUCCCUCUAAGUCUUCGCCCUUCCGCUUCUCUUUCAUUACCAGCGUUCUUCCUCACCCCCCAAAAGACCCUGUCCAUCAUCUUUAUCUCUCUGCCUCUCCGCUUUAGAACGGCGAAUUCUUAGAACCCAAGCUUUCCCGGUGUGGCACCGAUCCAUAGUGGAACUUGCUUACCAUCCCGUUUUCAGUCUGAUCCGCCGAGCGCUGAACCCUCCUUCGCCAUGACGAACUUGAAGGAGCUGCGCAUUCAACCGCGCAUGUACAAGAAGCCACCGUUCUCGGUGGAAGUUCCCGGAGUCGAAGCCGUCGAAGGAGAGACCAUCCCCCGCCGACUGCCUCUCGCCAAAGAUGGCCUGCUCGAACGCCCGGCUGAUGAUGCCAGCACCACCUACGAGAUCUUCCGUCGCUCUGCGAGGCUGUACGGAAACUCAAAGGCUGUUGGUACCCGCCGCCUGAUCAAGACCCACGUGGAGAAGAAGAAGGUGAAGAAGAUCGUGGACGGUGUUGAGAAGGAGGUCGAAAAGGAGUGGACGUACUUCGAAAUGAGCGGGUAUACCUUCCUCAGCUUCACCGAAUACGAGAAGCUGGCGCUUGAGCUUGGUUGUGGAUUGCGGAAACUUGGUUUGGAGAAGCCGGAUAAGAUCCAUCUCUACGGCGCAACAAGUGCAAAUUGGCUGGCCAUGUCACACGGUGCCGCAUCUCAGUCGCUGACGGUCGUUACUGCGUAUGACACUCUGGGUGAGGAAGGGCUGAAACACUCAUUGGCUCAAACGUCCAGUCUCGCCAUCUUCUGCGACCCUGGUCUCAUCCCUUCCGUGGCCCACGUGCUGAAGGACGUGAAGUCGAUCAAGCAUGUUAUCUAUAACACCGACCAUGAGGUCAAGAAAGAGGACCUGGACAAACUCAAGGCGGAAUACGAUUAUCUGAAUGUGAUCAGCAUCGAGGAACUGCGCAAGCUGGGCGAGGAGAACCCCGUGGAUCCAGUGCCCCCCAGUCGCGAGGAUCUCUGCUGUAUCAUGUACACUUCGGGCUCGACCGGACCCCCCAAGGGUGUUUCUCUGACUCAGGCUAACGUCGUCUCCGCAUGUGCGGGUAUCCACGCGAUCGUUGGACCCUACAUCGGACCCUCCGAUUCGCUUCUGACGUAUCUUCCACAGGCCCAUAUUCUCGAAUUCAUGUUCGAAAACCUUUGUCUCUUCUGGGGCGGCACUAUGGGCUACGGAAACCCUCGCACUCUCUCGGACACCUCGAUGCGCAACUGCAAGGGAGAUAUUCGCGAAUUGAAGCCUACGAUUCUGGUCGGCGUGCCAGCCGUGUGGGAGUCGGUCAAGAAGGGUGUCCUCAACAAUCUGAACAAGAACAACGUCCUAGUCAGGAGCUUGUUCUGGGGCGCUAUGUCUGCCAAGAACUUCCUCAUGACCGCUGGCUUCCCCGGUGUUGAUAUGGGAGCCGGAAUCCUUGAUGCCAUCGUUUUCCGCAAGCUCAAAGAGGCAACCGGUGGCCGCCUGCGCAUUAUGAUGAACGGUGGUGGACCGGUCUCGAAAGAUACCCAGAAGUUCUUGUCCAUGGCUAUUGCCCCCAUGAUUAGUGGCUAUGGAUUGACGGAAACGUCGGCAAUGGGUGCGCUGAACGAUCCUUUGGCAUGGAACCCGGAUGCCUUGGGCGAAAUCCCGGGAUCGAUCGAAAUGAAACUCGUGGACUUCCCCGACGCCGGUUACUUGACCAAGAAUACCCCUCCCCAGGGAGAGAUUUACAUUCGUGGACCUAGUGUUAGCAGCUGCUAUUGGGAGAACGAGGAAGAGACCAAGGAAGCAUUCACUGAAGACAGGUGGUUCAAGACUGGCGAUAUUGGCGAGUUCGACACGCACGGCCACAUUAAGAUCAUUGACCGCAAAAAGAACUUGGUCAAGACGCUCAACGGCGAAUACAUUGCCUUGGAGAAGCUCGAAUCUAUCUACCGCUCGUCUCCUGUGGUCGGCAAUAUCUGUGUCUAUGCCGCCCAGGAUCAAGACAAGCCAGUCGCCAUCAUCGUACCCCUUGAGCCCGCCUUGAAGAAGAUCGCCAAGGACAAUGGUAUCGAGGGUGAAAACUUGGAGACUUUGGCGCACAAUGAGAAGUUGAAGGCUAUCGUCCUCAAGCAGCUCCAGGCUGCUGGCAGGGCAGGCGGCUUGAAGGGCAUUGAAAUUAUCAACGGAGUUGUUCUCUCUGAUGAGGAGUGGACUCCUCAGAACGGCUACAUGACCGCCGCUCAGAAACUCCAGCGCAAGAAAAUCCUCAACCGCUUUCAGGCCGACGUUGACCGUGCAUACGGCAAGAAAUAGAGAGACUACAUAAGCCAUUUUCUUUGAACUUUCUUUCUUAUGUGCUUUUCUUUUUUUUCCUCUUUUGUACUUCUUGAA